Messenger RNA from Vigna umbellata (rice bean), 1258 nucleotides. Its product is annotated as coiled-coil protein. NCBI's taxonomy places the organism in Eukaryota, Viridiplantae, Streptophyta, Magnoliopsida, Fabales, Fabaceae. The record is from RefSeq and is a predicted model, not a curated record.
CACAGUUGCAUCACAAGUCGUGUUGAUUUUACUGGUUGCUGAGAGUUUGGAAAUCGGAAUCGCAAUGGAGAAAGAGAAAGGAAAUGAAAACUGGAGCGAAAAGGUUGAAGACCUAGUAGACGCCGGCGACGUGGAAUCCGCAAUCUCACUCCUCGAAUCAGUGGUCCAAACCCUAAACCCUUCCGAUUCUGCUUCGCAACUUCCCUUGGCUUCUGCUCUCUCCGACUUGGCCGACCUUUACUCUUCCAAAGGCUUCUCUCUCAAAGCCGAUCACCUUCAAUCUCGCGCUUCUGUCCUCAAACAACUUCACAGUUCCAAUUCUUCCGGCGACCAAGUUCCGAAAGAUUCCAACGAGGAUGGAGUCGUUAAACCGACCACGUUUUCUUCGCGUCGUUCUGAUGGAAACGUAGAAAACCAUGCGGAGUUGACUGCUCAAACCUCCGCCGCCGGCGGUUCUUCCGAUGAAGAUUGGGAAGCAAUAGCUGAUCUUGAACCUGAUGAGUUACUUCCCACGGUAUCCUCAGAUAGUGUAUCUGGAAAAUCAAAUCUUAAAUUGGAGAAUGCCAAAAGUGGAACCCCAAAAAGGCGUGGAAGAGGGACAUUCUCUUAUGAGAAACAAGAGCUUUAUAGUGAUCAGUUACUUGAUAGAUCGGUCGUUGAUGUUGAGCAGGACGAGACACCCUGUAAUUCAGAAGAUAAUAGAGAUGUACAAAGCACAAAAUAUGGUACAAGCCAUGUUAUUGUUCUGGCUGAUUUUUCACCAAGUACUAGGACAACAGAGCUGGAGAAGCUUUUUGAGGACUUCAAAGACCGUGGAUUUGUGAUUCGUUGGGUUAAUGAUACGGUUGCACUUGCAGUAUUUCGAACACCCUCAGUUGCACUUGAGGCUCUAAACAGUGUUCGUUGUUCAUUCACCACGAGGAUACUUGAUGAAGAUGAUACUCUCCUUACUUCAAUUAAAGCAAGAGACCUGGAACCACUACGACAACGGCCGAAAACUUCAGCCCAAGCAGCCCAGAGGCUUAUUGCUCAUGGUAUGGGCUUAAAAUUGUCAUCCACAAGCGUAGGGUCCCGAGAAUAUAGAAAGCAAGAAAAUGAUAGGAGGGAACGUAUAGUAACCAGGCAAAAAUUGAGAGACGAGGCUUGGGGAGACGAUUAAUAUCUUAUAAUUUUACUCCGCUUUAAUUGUUGUACUACUCAAAUUUUCUAACCUCCUAUUCAAGGAAUUUCUUGUUCACCCGCUAAAUUUCUAAUUACA